AUGACCGGCAAAGAUGAGCUGAAGCUGUUGGGUACGUGGGCGAGCCCCUGGGCUGCCAGGGUGAAAAUCGCGCUCCACCUCAAGGGCCUGAGCUACGAGUACGUGGAGCAGGACCUCGACAACAAGACCGACCUCCUCCUCACUACCAACCCGGUGCACAAGAAGGUGCCCGUGCUCAUCCAUAACGGCAAGCCAAUCUAUGAGUCUGUCGUCAUCCUAGAGUACAUCGACGAUGCCUAUGGUACCGUAGGCCCCUCCCUCCUGCCCGCUGACCCCUACGAGCGUGCCAUUGCUCGGUUCUGGGUAGACUACAUUGACCACAAGCUAGUCAUCCCGUGGAAAGUGGCAUUCACGGCCAACGGAGAGGAGGAGAAGACCGAGGGGAUAAAGCAGAUGUUGGCCGGGGCGCUGACGCUGGAGGGGGCUCUGAAGGAAUGCUCCAACGGGAAGCCCUUCUUCGGCGGUGAUAGCAUUGGAUACGUGGAUAUCGCACUAGGCGGUCUGUUGGCGUUUCUACAGGGAACUGAAGAGCUAUGUGGUACCAAGCUCUUUGACGUCGCCAACACCCCACUUCUGAUAGCGUGGGCGCUUCAUCGCGCUGGACGCUGCCAAGGUGGCGCUGCCGGACGUCGACAAGUUGGUUGA
Triticum dicoccoides is the source of this 645-nucleotide messenger RNA. RefSeq names its product probable glutathione S-transferase GSTU6. Gene Ontology annotation, cellular component: cytoplasm. NCBI's taxonomy places the organism in Eukaryota, Viridiplantae, Streptophyta, Magnoliopsida, Poales, Poaceae. The coding region runs from base 1 to 645 and encodes 214 amino acids. Gene Ontology annotation, biological process: glutathione metabolic process. Gene Ontology annotation, molecular function: glutathione transferase activity. The transcript has 2 exons. The record is from RefSeq and is a predicted model, not a curated record.